AUAUUAAAAAAAAAGAAAAAUAAAAAGGAAAAAAAAAUACUAGAUGCCAUUGCGUCUAUAUCCAAAUCCAAGUCUAUAGAUUUCACCGCUUUCUGACUCUGAGUCACACACUUCUCAGAUCUGAUCUCAGUGCUCAGUUCUCACUAUACAGAGAUCUAAUCUUUCUUCAUUUUGUUAUCAGCCUGAGGUUUGAAGGCUCACUGCUAUUAUCAUGUCAAGGAGGCUGGUAAAUCCUUCGCGUCGGUUAGCUGAUGCUGGAAGUAUACCAUUUGUGGCCUCUAUUCAGUCCAAAUCUCGCAACUCUCCCGUGCUAUCUAUCGGUCUUGUUGUUGUGGGUGCAAUCCUUCUGAUCGGUUAUUGUUAUAGCAAUUCAGGGAGUAGCAGUGAUAUCAAGGAUGUAAGUAAACUUGAAGGUGGAGGCUCCUGCACAGCAGAAGUUCUACAAACAUUGCCCCUGUUGAAGAAAGCAUACGGAGACAGUAUGCACAAGGUUUUGCAUGUCGGCCCUGAAUCUUGUUCCGUGGUAUCCAGUCUAUAUCAAGAAGAGGAUACCGAGGCUUGGGGAAUUGAACCAUAUGAGUUAGAUGAUGUCAGUUCGAAGUGCAAGAGUCUUGUACGCAAGGGCAUUGUGCGUGUAGCUGACUUGAAGUUUCCUCUCCCUUACCGUGCAAAGUCAUUUUCUCUUGUAAUUGUGUCAGAUGCAUUGGACUACUUAUCUCCAAGAUACCUGAACAGAACCGUGCCAGAGUUGGUGAGGGUAUCUGCUGAUGGAGUUGUUAUCUACGCAGGUUAUCCAGGUCAGCAGAGAGCUAGAGGUGGAGAAGUGGCCAAAUUUGGUCGUCCAGCGAAACUGCGCAGCUCAUCGUGGUGGAUUAGGUUUUUCGUUCAGACAAGCUUGGAAGAGAAUGAAACUGCUGGCAAGAAGUUUGAGCAGGCUUCAACCAAGAAAGGAUACAAGCCAGGUUGCCAAGUAUUUCACCUCAAAUCAUACGCUUGAAUUUUUCAGCUUCCUUGUUUUGAACUCUUCAUCACUUAUUAUUGGUUUAGAAAGCAUGCUGAUAUAUAUAGGCACCUUGAGCACCCGAAGGGUAAAAGUUCCACAUAUAUAUAUUUUGAUGGAAAUUAUAGUAUUAUUUGAUUUGAUAUUCCAAAUUACUAUAAUGAUGAGACAUUGAUACAUUAAUUAUUUAUUUUCUUGGUAAUCCCAUUUGUAAACUA
Arachis duranensis is the source of this 1218-nucleotide messenger RNA. RefSeq names its product probable pectin methylesterase CGR3. Bases 212 to 997 code for a protein of 261 amino acids. NCBI's taxonomy places the organism in Eukaryota, Viridiplantae, Streptophyta, Magnoliopsida, Fabales, Fabaceae. Gene Ontology annotation, molecular function: methyltransferase activity. The record is from RefSeq and is a predicted model, not a curated record. Gene Ontology annotation, biological process: pectin metabolic process. The transcript is spliced from 7 exons.